Pocillopora damicornis (cauliflower coral) is the source of this 787-nucleotide messenger RNA. RefSeq lists its product as uncharacterized. NCBI's taxonomy places the organism in Eukaryota, Metazoa, Cnidaria, Anthozoa, Scleractinia, Pocilloporidae. The record is from RefSeq and is a predicted model, not a curated record.
AUGUCUGCUGAGAAACCAAAGGAUGGUGAUGUUUGUAGGAUAUGCAGUCCAGGACAACUUGAAAACCUCAGGUAUAGAUUUCAUAGAGAAACUAGUAAUGAUGGUUCAAUUAAAGAUGUCUAUAAUGGCAAGCUUUACAAGAUGUUUUCAGGACCUGGUGGUUUCUUGGCAAGAGCAACCAAAACCUCACUCAUAGGCAACACUGAUGAUGUUGUACUCAUUCACUCAUCAAGUUAUGGAGUCUGGCCAGUUUUCCUGGUAUCAAUGGGUAAUGAAGAUGUGGUCAGUGUGCGAGGUAUCCUGCUUGAUGUAACACUGGACUCAAAGAAGCAAUUUAAUGUUUACUCUGGGUGUUCCAAGUGUAAAGAGGAAGGGUGUCAGCACGUUGUUGGCAUUGGAGAAAAGGCUAGGAACAGGCAGUGCCACAUAUACCCCUACAACACUUUUUCAGCCAGUGGUCAUGCUGAGAUCAGAAGGCAUGACAAAGUCAAGGAGCAGGCCCUCCAGGUGUUGAGAAGGAAAAAGGAUGGUGCCAAAUUGAAUUACAACAUAGAGGGAGUACUUGGUUUGUGUUGGGGAUUUGGAAUCCCAAUGUUUGAUGUCAUUCAUGGCACUGCCAUUGACUACAUGCAUUGUGUAUGUGAAGGUGUGGUGGAACAAUUAUUAAAUAGCUGGUUUUCCCAAGAGAAGAAAGACAAGCUGUACUUCAUUGGGAACAAAAUAGAGGAAAUUGACUCAGAACUCCUUUCCAUUCAACCUGUAUCUGAGAUAACUAGAACUACAAGAA